Messenger RNA from Punctularia strigosozonata HHB-11173 SS5, 704 nucleotides. RefSeq names its product inorganic phosphate transporter. Gene Ontology annotation, biological process: protein targeting to ER. NCBI's taxonomy places the organism in Eukaryota, Fungi, Basidiomycota, Agaricomycetes, Corticiales, Punctulariaceae. Gene Ontology annotation, cellular component: endoplasmic reticulum; mitochondrion. The record is from RefSeq and is a predicted model, not a curated record. The transcript is spliced from 5 exons. The coding region runs from base 54 to 614 and encodes 186 amino acids.
CCUCUGCCCUCCUCCGCUUCUUCUCUCGGCCGUCCACUCCUACCCUCGGCACCAUGUCCAACCCGGCCGUCCAGAACCUGGUCAUCUCUCUCGUGGUCAUGCAAGUCGCCCGGAAGAUCGACUUCACGGACCCGCAGGUGCUCACGUACGCCCGGAUAGGCUACGUCGCGAGCCAGCUCAUCAUCCUCGGCACCUACUUCUUCGUCUCGCACAAGAUCACGACGAAGAACGACCAGACCGUUCUCAAAUAUGUCGAACCCGCGAACCCGAUGACCCAAGACGACGGCAAGCUCGUCACCACCACCGUGCGCGACUACGACCUCUCCGAGACCUCCAAGCUCCUCCGCGGCGCCUACAUCGGCAUCGCCAUGAUGGCCUUCCUCCACGGCUACCUCGGCUACACCCAGCCGCUCUUCAUCCAGGCCCUCAUGGGCCUCAAGAACCUCUUUGACGCCAAGCCCGUCGCCAUCCACCUCUUCGGAAAGCCCGCGGAGGGCGACCUCAAGCGCCCCUUCAAGGGCGCCGGCGGCAUGUUCGGUGCUGCGGCAGAACCCAAAACCGACGCAGCUUCCAUCGCCGAGGCGGAGAAGAAGAUCGGCAAGAAGGAGGAGUAGAGAGUUUACAUUGCGCAAAACUCACUCCUGUUGUAUCCCUGCUCGAUGUUAUUCUACGCGUCACAUAAAAAAAAAACUCUUUAUCUCUAC